Microplitis demolitor is the source of this 1975-nucleotide messenger RNA. It is a transcript of the gene spidey, whose product is annotated as very-long-chain 3-oxoacyl-CoA reductase. Gene Ontology annotation, molecular function: oxidoreductase activity. Gene Ontology annotation, cellular component: endoplasmic reticulum. Bases 768 to 1787 code for a protein of 339 amino acids. The record is from RefSeq and is a predicted model, not a curated record. NCBI's taxonomy places the organism in Eukaryota, Metazoa, Arthropoda, Insecta, Hymenoptera, Braconidae. The transcript has 6 exons.
AAAUAAAAACUAAUUUUUUUAUCAUUAUUAAUUUUAGUAUCUUAUCAAGUAUAAUUAAAAGUAGAUAAUGAGCUAAAUACAUAAAUAUAUAUGAGUAUGUAUAUGCUAGUAUGGAGCUUAAAGUGAAGCAAAAAGCGGGUAUCAAACAACCUAGUUCGGAUGUUUAUGCCCAAAGCAAUAUCAUAAGUGUGCCAAAGAAAGAGCGGCAUAGAAGUAUGAGGUAGAGGUAAAAGUUGAUGGUGGAUAUGGAAGUAAAGGUAGAGGUAGAGGUAGAGGAAGUUGGUAUGAUCGGUGAAUGGAGAGGAGCAAGCACUGGGAGUACUGUACUCGGUAUAGUACUGAUUACAAGAGAAAGAAAGAAAGUGCGAGGUAUAACGGAGAGAAAUUGUAUAGAGAUAGUUUUUAGUCGCUGAUACCGCGAUCCCUGGUGGGGUUUCAUUCCCGCGGAGGUCUACUGCUCGUAGUCUCUGGCCAUGACAUUGCGCGCGCGCGAACCGCCAACUCCACUUACCUUAUCCACCUCGUCCACGAGUAGUGAAAACGUUGUAUUGACAGUCUAGCUCUGUUUAUUUCCUAGUUGACCAUAGUCUUCCUCAUUCAAUUUAAAUGUUUUUAAAUUUAUUCUGUAAACUUUAAAUAUUUAUUUUAAAUUAUGUUACAAAUAUGCUGUGAUAAUAUUUAAUCAAUAAUUUGAAUAAGUUUUUUUUUAUCAAUGAAUCUGCUCUAAAAGUAUCAAAGUUCUACGGUAGUAGAUCAAUUUAACCAGGAUGGCAUUGACCUGCUGGGAAAAACUGGCAUUAGUGGCACUAGCCGCAGUAGGAUUACGUAUAUUACUUCGGCUAUCAGUGUUUACCUGGAAAAAAAUAAUAGCACCGAGUCUUGGCCGCGGAAUAAACGUUGCGACUCAAGGAAAAUGGGCAGUAAUUACUGGUGCGACUGACGGACUUGGUAAAGCUUACGCACAAGCACUAGCAGCUAAAGGACUGGACAUUGUCUUGAUAUCGAGAACACAAGCUAAAUUAGAAGACGUUGCUAAAGAAAUCCGCACGAGUUAUGGGGUGGAAACGCGGAUUCUCGAAGCCGAUCUUACUGAAGGCCAGGCUGUGUACACAAAAAUCACAAAAUUAAUCGAAGGCCUUGAGGUAGGAGUGCUGGUAAAUAAUGCGGGAAUGAGUUACGACCAUCCGGAAUUAUUUACAAAUAUUACGGAAGAAACUAUAACAAACAUUUUACAAUUAAAUGUGGCGGCGACUACCGCUAUUGCCCGAGCGGUACUUCCGGGCAUGAUGGAACGCCGUAAAGGUGUAAUUAUAAAUAUAAGUUCUACUGCAGCAGCUAUUCCGAGUCCUUAUUUGUCUGUUUAUGCAGCAAGUAAAGCGUUUGUUGAUAAAUUAAGUGCCGAUUUGGCGGUCGAAGCCGCGCCGCGUAAUGUUACGAUCCAGUGUGUUCUUCCGGGUCCAGUUGCUACUAAAAUGUCCAAGAUAAAAAAAGCGACAUGGAUGGCACCGACCCCCGAAAAAUUCGUCGAAGCCUGUUUAAAAACAGUCGGAAUAGAGUCAAGAACGACGGGAUAUCCGCCUCAUUGUUUAAUUAUUGGAACAAUAAAUGCCUUGCGAUGUGUUUGUGAGAAAGGUGCAAUUUGGCUGGUGUCAAGGACAAUGUUAAAUGUUCGCGGUCGCGCAUUGAAGAAAAAAAAACAGGAACAAGACUCCAGUACACACGAACAUAUAACUGAUUUACCAUCCAGACGAGAAAUUCCGUGUGUCGUAUUAAAUGCAGGCGAGUGAACAUAUAUCAUUGAAUAUUCAUACAUAAUAGUGCCAAAGGUCGACGACGUGCUAUAUUAUUCAUUAGCUUCAUAUGUAUAAUGCAUAAAAUCAUACGUCAUUGAUUUGCUUAUUUGAAUUUAUUAUUUUUUUUCAAUACAUUGUUUCAUUCAUCAAUUAAUAUAAAUAUUUUUUACACUGUUACAUAA